Durusdinium trenchii is the source of this 543-nucleotide messenger RNA. The record is from the annotation of a GenBank genome assembly. NCBI's taxonomy places the organism in Eukaryota, Dinophyceae, Suessiales, Symbiodiniaceae.
AUGAAACGCUCAUGGGUGCUGGUGCUGGUCGGCCCGGCGAUUGCUGUUGAUGUCAAAAAGUUCGAGGCGCAGAUUGGGCCUGGAGGUGUUUCCAAUGUGUCCUCUGUCACGUCGCACUUCCAAAGUUACAUGCGCAAAGCUGCAGAGCACACCAAGCACCAGAGGAGCGAUGACUUCGCUGUCCGUGAAGAUGCCAAUUCUGCUGAUCAGUUCACCCUGCGUUUGCUGAUCGGAUCUGAGAGCAACAGAAAGACGGACAUGGCCAUUGUCACCCACUUUUGCGAACCCAACUGGGCACCAGGCGCCUUAGCAUUGGCAGCGUCAUUGAGGAAGACUGGUACUCAGCACAAUUUGGUUGUGAUGAUCACGAGUGACAUCAAUGAGCGCUACCGGCGCCUGCUUUCGCACGUCUUUGACAAGGUCUAUGUGGAAGAGCCGGUGACGCCACAUGCCUCCAUCACCCGGGAUGGCGCGGACUGCGUGACCUUGCAGUUAAGGUCAUGGCAGUUGCUAUACCGGAAAGUCCUGUGCCGUGGCCAAUGA